AUGCAGAAGAAGCUAAUAGGCAUGAAGAAAUUAAGGAGCUGGCAGAAAGAAUAUAUUUUCCUUUUUUUCUUUUUUUUUCUUUUUUUGUUGCAGAACCCCACUCAGCUUCCCUAUGGAAAAGCUCUUUAUGCUUACGAAGGGAAAGAACCUGGUGACCUCAAAUUUAACAAAGGAGACCUUAUUAUACUACGCCGAAAAGUAGAUGAGAAUUGGUAUCAUGGGGAACUGAAUGGAAAUCAUGGUUUUUUCCCAGCAAGCUACAUCCAGUGUAUCAAGCCUCUUCCACCAGCUCCACCGCAAGGGAAAGCACUUUAUGACUUUGAAAUAAAGGACAAAGAUCAAGACAAAGACUGUUUGACUUUCACCAAGGAUGAAAUUUUGACUGUCAUCAGGAGAGUAGAUGAUAAUUGGGCAGAAGGAAUGCUGGGAGAUAAAAUUGGAAUAUUCCCUAUUCUGUAUGUGGAGCUCAACGAAUCAGCUAAGCAGCUUAUUGAGAUGGACAAGACCAAUGUAGCUGCUGCAUCUGGCAGCGAUGUCCCUUUGCCAGCUGACACUAACCUGGCCAUAAGCACAGCCCAGUGCUGUACCCUGAACAGUGCCGGAGCAGUCAGUGCCAUUCAGCGGCACAUUGAUGGCAAGAAGAAUGCCAAGAAGCGCCACUCCUUCACUGCGCUCAGUAUGACCCACAAAACCUCCCAGGCCAUGAGUAACAAUAGGCAUUCCAUGGAGAUUAGCGCCCCGGUCCUGAUAAGUUCAAGCGACCCCCGUGCUGCAGCCAGAAUUGGAGAUGUGGCUCAUCUCUCCACCAGUGCGCCAGUCCAGGAUUCUACUUCAGCUGGAUCUGCAACCAUGGCUGGACACAGAACAAGUGCAAUUGUUGGAGAUCAAGGAACACCACCAAAGGUCCAGCUACCACUCAAUAUUUAUUUGGCAUUAUAUGCAUACAAACCCCAGAAGACAGAUGAACUAGAGCUACGUAAGGGUGAAAUGUAUCGUGUUAUCGAGAAGUGUCAGGAUGGCUGGUUCAAAGGGACAUCCUUGAGAAAUGGCAUGUGCGGAGUCUUUCCAGGCAAUUACGUUACUCCUGUUUCCAGGGUCCCUGCAGCAACUAACCAGCCCCGGAAUUUAACAGGAGGUUCUCCAACAGCAAAAGGCUCCCCUCGAGAUGCUCAGCCAGGAGGCUCAGCUCUUACCAGUUCUGCUCCUGUGGCCAGACCAGCGGUUCCAAUCACAACCCCUCCCUCUCAGACCCAGCUGCCAGCAGGCUCCCCACAGAUGAAUAACUGCAUGAGGUACUCUUCUCAGCACACCGUUGCCCAGCCUCGCAGUUCUGUGCAAAUAGUUGUGCACAAUUCUGUGCAGGCACAGGAUCGCCCCACAGCCACAGUCUCACCUCUGAGAACUCAGAAUUCUCCGUCUCGCCUCCCAGCAACUGUGAUCAGGUCACACUCAGUGGUUUCUCCACAGCAUGUCCAUCACUCUCCUGUGCAUGUCAUCCCUGGAGCACAAUGCGCCAGACCUGUUAUUCCUCUCACUUCAGCAGCAGCAGCAAUUACUCCUCCCAACGUCACUGCAGUCAAUCUGAAUGGAGAAGCUGGAAAUGGGCCCAUCAGUAGCUUGGUGACUUGUAGCCCAACCAACACAGCUUGCAAAACAGAAGAAAGGAAAAAUGAAAAGAAAGAAAAGAAGAGUGGACUCUUAAAACUUCUAGCAGGAGCAUCAACAAAAAAGAAACCCCGCUCUCCUCCCUCGGUGUCUCCAACACACGACCCAAUGGCAAUAGUGGAAGGGAUGCUACAAGGUGCAAUGGGACCAGAGCUGUCCUCUCUCUCUAGCCAUGGGAGGGCAGGAUCGUGCCCUAUAGAAAGUGAAAUGCAAGGAGCAAUGGAGAUGGAACCUCUGCACAGAAAGACGGGGUCUUUGGAUUUGAAUUUUUCUAUUCCUUCUCCCAUAAGGCAACUGCCCCCUUCAGUGGCAACCAGCCACCCAGAAGCUAAGCCGUUGUCUCGAGAAAGAUACCGAGUUGUGGUCCCGUAUCCCCCGCAAAGUGAAGCUGAGAUUGAACUGAAGGAGGGUGACAUUGUGUUUGUCCACAAGAAAAGGGAAGAUGGUUGGUACAAAGGGACGUUACAGCGGAAUGGCAGGUCAGGCCUCUUCCCCGGCAGCUUCGUGGAGAGCUUUUGAAGGCUUGGGUCCUGGACUUGAGGGACCUCCUGGAGGAAGUGCCAGAGCACAAAAUCAUAUAAAGCAGCAGCAAAGGGAAACUUUCCUAAUGUCCACUAGCGGAGAGAGCCGUGAUUAUGAUUUCCAAAGGCUCUCAGCUCUUCGAUUGACCACCUGGGGAACAAGGGGGCUUGCACCGCUUUCAAACCCACAUUCAGUGCAUACAGCAGUAUGUUGGAGUCGUGCCUUCUACGUGGAACAGAUCAGAAAUGGAGAGGACACACGUUAAAAUCCAGCCAGUAUACUUUGUGUAAAUGAUAGAGAAACUAUGUUUGAAAAAGAAAAGAAACUUGUUCUAUUGCUGUAAUUUAUUUCUCUGAGCUGCAGUGUUCUUAUUGCUGGCCGAGGGAAGAGAAAGAGGGAUGGCAUUUCAGAAGGGAGCCAGAGGAUGCUUGGAAUCAUAGACCUGUUUUCUCUCCUCUAAAUAAAGGGCAUAGACAAAAAAUAUUGCUCACCUAGAAAGAACCAGAAGCCCAAAAUAUUUAUUUCCAUGUAUACCUCAAAAAUACGCUAUUCCAUGUCCUCAUGAUGGCAUUCCCAGCCUGCCACCACAGCCCAAAGUUGGCUUCAGUUGACUUGGUUUGGAGGUGGUGGUUUCCUCCUCUUCUCAGCCCAAAAGGUCCCAGGCUGACAAUCCAGGGCGCUGUGGGGUCGGCGCCGUCAGAGGCAGCGUUCAGCUCCAGUUGGCCCAGCAGACCCGCUGCAGGAAUGGCCUCUCCUCACCUGGGCAUGGUACCAGCUCCAUGGCCAUUUUGGCUUCAGUUGUAGGAGAGGCCAGACAUCUUGCAAGUGCAGCCUCUUCCUUUUUCUCUGGGUUGUAGAGGCUGGACAUAGGAACGGGUCUUCUGGGGGGUGGAUAUUUCCAUGUCCAAACCCCAAAACCCUAAAAAGCCUCGGAGCUAACAGGACAGAGGGGUUGUGGAGGGAUUGUUUGCUUUCCCAAAAGUAGAAAGCUCUAGAAGAAGGUGAGCAAGAAGGCUCAGGAGACAAAGAGGGCUGCAGGCAACCGGGAAGCUCUGGCUUACCCCUGGCAAGGCCAUCACAGGUCUGGGAGCUGAGCCACUUUUUGCCAUGCCUGGCUGAUUCGGGGGCCUCCUGGGCUGGGCAUCAAAUGCCCUUUUUGCCAUGGGGGGCAUGUCGCCUGGAAGCAAGAGCAGGCAGCCGAAUUGACUACAUAGCCAGAGAAUUGGCUAUGUAUGGAAUGUGGGAAUUCUCAGAUAUUGGAGAGAAUAUGGCCCAGAGCAUUCAGGGCUGGAGCCGGGACUUCUGCCAGUGGAAGGCAGCCUCCCACCUCCUUGGGACUGACUGGCUGCUUGUCCUUCACUUUGGCCUGUUGGUCCUUGCCUGUGCAGUCUAGGGAAGGGUGGCGACUCUGUGUGCAGGGGAAAUUGGGGUGGUGGUGGGGCAGGAAAGCUGCUAGUCUAAGGGAGUGACGAGCUGGAGGGUGAAGGGCCCAGCCCAAAUGAUCCAGCCCACCCAGUCCAGCUGUCAACAGCAGAAACUCAGAGCAGCAUGAACAGGGCAAGAGACCCUUCUGGGAGAAGGUUCUGGGACUGGAAGGACAGGUUCUUUUGGCCAGCAAGGCCCAUAAAGGGCAGGCAGAGGGAAGCACUUUUCUCUCCCACCUGCUGUCUCACCCAGGGCUUGACUGCUUGGAAAGCAGAUUCAAGCAGGAGCUGCCUCCUGACAGCCAUAGAUCUUUGAAUCACAGCUCCCAUGUUUCCCUUCUCUUGGCUGUGCUUGCUGGGGAUAAUGGACCCAGGCUACCAGCUGGGCUCCAGCCUGCCUCUACUUCUGGUUCCCCAGAGAACCUGUGUAGAAACCCCUCUCCCCCAUAGUUCACAAGUGGGGAGUGCUUAGUGGGGAAGAAGCAAAAGCCUUGGGCCACAGCUUUCAAACACCCUGGCCGUUCUUGCCACAAGAACAUCAAGGACUUGAUCUCCCAUCGAUAUUCCCACUGCCUCACUUGGACAGCUGUUGACACUGGGAAAUCAUUCUUAAAGAAGAUCAAUAGAUCCUGCAGAAAGGGGGAAAAAAAUCAGAGGAGCAUGUUAGGGAGUACUGAAGUCCCCAAUUCUGCCUCAGUCACAUUCAGGAGAGAGAUUGUGGUUGGACUUCCCGCUCGUGGGAGAGGUCAACAGGACGAGGGAAAGGGUGACAGGGAAUCCACCAACAGCUGCACUGAAACUAGUCCAUAGUACAGAUGGGAAGGACAGCAAACUGCCCUGCCCUGAGGUAUUAGCAAAGCCCACUUGAGCUCAGUGUAUUUUUCUGCUGCUCUAGGGAAGGGAAGAAAGCUCAUGAAAGUGGCUGGCUGGUUAAGCUCAAAGAAAUUAAGUAUCUGCUGCCUUGCAGAGAAUUCUGUUCUCAGGAUCUUCCAGGGCUCCCCGACGCCUUCUGUGUGUAAUGGACAGUAUGUGACCAGCCCGUGUCAAAGCCCCUCCCCUUCCCCACAUUAAAAAUACAGCUAAGAGACCCCCAGUAUCGAACUGAUGCUCAACAGUUCUAUACUUUUUCAUUUGUUCUGAAGUCCUUUUUUGGCUCCCUUUUUAAUAUUCAACUUCAAUUGUUGCUUUAUUUUAUCAGGAUUUCAGACAGGAGGACUUUUUGUACGAUAUAUUUUGCUAAGGUAAGAAAGGUUACCCUCUUGGUAUUCCUUAUAGGUAAAGGACUUCCUGCUUUGCAAAUAGGAAGCAUUCUUUAGAAUUCAUUUAAAAGAAACCAAUUAGGAAAUUAUCGCUGUAGAGGUAAUUGUUAACUCUGGUAAACUCGCAAAAAAAAAGAUCUUUACCCUGAAGCUAAUUUCAGCCUAGGAUGUUAAUGCCCCAAUUAAAAGAAAAAUACACCACUCAGCAAUUAUUCAUUUGUACCAGUAUAGGGAAUUAGUGGCCCUCCAGAUGUCCUGCAGAUGUUGGUGAAUUACAGUUUUUAACAUCUCUCACUAUUGGAGCUGCUUCCUAAGUGUUGUAGUUCAACAUCUGCACGGCCAUGGGCUCAUCAUUCCUGAUAAACACAGACAAGCAAAGUGUUGCCUUGGUAAGUACACCAUGAGUUUUGUGAUUCAGGUUUCUUAAUGAAGACUUAAUGAAGCUUCUGGGUGCACCUUGACUUGUUUCGAGCAUGAGAAAAAUACCUGCUCUUUAUGCAGAAGAGAAUCCCUGGAUUCUAAUCAAUGUAAUGGGGGAACAUGCCAAAACUAGGGCAAGAUGCCAGAUUUUUUAGUUAGCUCCAAAGAAAGAAGAGUGGAAGGAAAGCGGCCGCUAAUCACUUCAGUAAACACAGCAAGAAAUCACGUUGUGCUAUGAUAAAUAAAAAUAGUCCAUAGAGGGCAGAGGGAACCUCUGGUCCAUAGUGCCAAUAAAAUUCAUCCAUGGCAAACAAAAAUCUGGCAAGGCCUUGCCUCUAGCCUCUGUUGCAAUCUGCUUCCCACACCCAUCGUGGCUGCACUGCCAGGAACAGGCUAAAGUUAGGGAGGGCUGUGCUUUGGAUCCAAAGCUAAAAGGGGCUCCAGAGCAGGUCUGGGUGUUCUCACUGCCCCUGUCGAUGCCUCCUUGAAGAAGGUGUCUCUUCCGGGCUCGCAUAAUACCAGGAAAACAUGCAUUAAGCUAAGGGGUCCAAAAGAUCAAGAUGGUAGAUGCAACAACACAAUCAAAGCUCCACACUUUUGUACAUGAGUCAACAUAGCGCACCUGUAUAAAGACUUCAGUGAGACAAUUGCAUGCACCUUCUUGCAGAUGCUUCGGUAAGGAGGCAUUGACAGCACAACUAUGCCUUCUCCAAAGCAUCUUGUCACACACUCUUAGCACCUUCUGAACUCAAAACACACAUUUUUGUGGACUCUCAUGGCUACCAUGCAAGUUGGUGAAGAUGCAGCUUCUUUAAGGGGUCACCAAGAGGUGGGCAUUCCAAAGGGCCUUUUUGCCCCUAUUGGGACCCAAGCACAUCUUGCUGCUCUGAUCAGAUUAGGAGCUUUUUCUCCCCAACAAAACUUUAACAUUAUCAACUGAGACUGCUAACAGCUGCAGAGGAGGAGAGACACAGGAUAUUGCUGGAGAAGAACCUGUCUCCCCAGUGAUCUUGAUCCAUUUUGGGGAAUCACCAUUUCAGGCUGCAAUCAGGUUUCAAAAAGGGUGUCCAUUGUUUGCUAAUGGAGGCUGUUUAAAAAUUCUAGUUACAAUUCAAGGGAGGAAUUUCAGAGGAAGAGAUUGGCUGUCAAACAUUGCCACUCCUCUUUAAAUAUCAUUCCUCCAAGUUACAGUGAGACUUUAAAAUUCUUUCCAUAGGUCAGGUGUUGGUGAAGACUAUUUUGAAGCCUCUCCUAUUACAGUGGAGAACCAUUUCUGGAGGGAUAGGAGUACAGUUCCAGGAAAGGCAAUUGGUUGCAUCUGCACAAUAGUUGCCCACCCAUUUUAGGAUCAGCUGUGUCUGUAUCAGUUUGGCCAGUGGGGUUUCUUCUGCCCGAUAAAUACUUGUUUCCCAUGUCUUCUGCAAAACCACAUCAUGAGGUUUAGAAGAAAAUACCUUGUAUACACAGUCAUAUCUGGAUUCAGCCUAUUCUUUGCUGAAAGAACAUCUGUUCAUAAACUCAAAUUCCAACCAUUUUAUUACUCCGUGUAUUUUGUAUCACUUCUAGGAGUUAAUGUCAGAUUCUGGAAGAUCAAACAUUUUGGAGCUGGUAAUGCAUAAUCAAAUGGGCGGGAAAGUCUUCUGGGAUACUGCUAAAUACCGUGAGGUCCAUCUCUCCUACAGUAAUAUGUCAAAAGUCUCUUCAAAGUAUGGUAUUCCAUCUAGACAGAUGAUCAUUCCAGGAGAUUGGGGAGCUUUUCCAGGACAAUUCAUUUUAAUUGGCUUCUACUUGGCAAUAAAAAGAACACUGCAGACUCCCAUAAGCACAGAGCAUUGGAAUUUUUCUUACACUCUGUUUUACCAUCACAGAAAAAGAUAACAUAUGACUUGUUGUUGUAGAAAUGUACCGUUCUAAAUACUGUUUAGUUUUGUAACCUGGGUCAAGUGACAAAAUCAGGCAACAGAAGCUUCCUGCAACCAGAAACCUAAAGGUGCAAUAAAUAAGAAGCCAAAAAAUAAACCUACAAGUUGGCUGGUGACAUUGCUAACAUUUUUUAGCAGAUUGAGGAAUAUUUUUAGUAGUGUCUGUGCUCAGCCUCAUUCAGAUGUCAGAGACAUCUCCCAAAAUAUUCUCGGUAAUUGAAAUGGAUGGCUUUGUCCUGCUUAAAGUAUGUCCUUUGUGUCAUACGAUACCUGAUGAAUACCAGAGAUACAGACCAUUAUCCCUCCAAAAUGUAAGGUCAUUAUAUUUGGCUCUACAUAUUUUUAAUGUUGCCAAACCGCAAACUAAUUGAAACAGCAAGCAAGCAUUUGCCUACUACAAACAGAUUUCUGAUGACAUCCAUCUUUGGACAAAAGCUCAUGUAUUUGGGGGCUGAUCUGUUGGCUGUAUGGUAGUGGGUGGCCAGCUGAUAGUUGAAAUGGAAAUGUGCAAAUAAUUAUUUUACAAAAAUAAAAACCCAGAAGCAAGAACGUAAUGCUUAUAUACUGAAGUACCCUACAGGUCUCCCUGCUUUAAAAAAAAAAGCCAAAAAAAUCUAAAGAGAACAAGCAGAGCAAAGCAAGUAAGUUCAACAAUUUCUCAGCUAUUUUUCUUAUUUUCCCUUUUUUGUACUGUGCACUACACCUUUAUGUAGCCAGAGUUGCAGGUGGGACAGUCUAAAGUUUUAGCAGGGUAUUCCAGCCUUCCUAAAAUGAGAGGUCCUAACUAGGGUGCGUGCUGUUUUCAGCUAUCAUUCAUGUCUUUCAAUCCCUACCUUUUGGAGUUAAAAAAAUACCAUCCAGCACAUGAUUGCUCUGAGGAAUGUAGCAAUAGUGUUACUCUCUCCCUUUCUCUCUUUCUUUUGGUCCAGGUGAAGAAAACAGUCUGGGAUUUGAUUCUUCUAGGUUUCCUUUGCAAUGAUGGAACCAACCUCCCAGGUCCCAACCUGAAACCCUCACUGUGGGUAGGACAUUCCACGCAUGGAGCACUUCCAAUGCAUCUCUACUCAUUGCUCAAAUAAUUCCCAAGAUCCAGCCAAAGCAAACCAUUUUUAAAUCCCUUUGUUUUUAGUGGCAUAUAGUUUCCAUAUGCUUAAUUUCCCCAUCAAACUUUAAAAGAUCUUAGAGAAAAUUAGACAUUACAAACAUUCAGGCAAGAGUUCAAAAAAAAAAAAAAGCUGGAAAGGAAAUUUAAAGGGGGCAAAUGGAAGGAGAUAGUAAUGUAAGUUUUUCCUUAUGUUCUGUUAAAUCAUAAUACUCUCAACUGCUAUGUGGGACUUCAGCCACAUUUUUGCAUGAGUUUUAGACCCUCAGUGGGGUGGGAACUCCCUCAGAUAGCAAUUGUAGUGAAGAAACAAUGGGAUAACCACUUCUUCUCCAACAACUUUGCUGCACAAUAUCCUACACACAUACACCCUAAAGUGUUUCUUUCUUUCUUAAUGCCUGGGAUACUUUAAAGCUGUAAGCUACAUUAGCAGUGUUGCAGAAAUUAAUUGGGAGGAGAAAGCUUACCUAAUCCCAAAAGAACAGCCAUGGCGAGCAGGAUGAGUAAGAAAUAUAUUGACCUGAAGGCAAACUGAGAGCUAUUACUUGCCACCCACAGAUUCAGAAUGCUCUCCACCUCACACAACUCUGCUUAAUGUUGUCCUUUUGCUGGACACAUUCCCAAAGUACCAGGCUCAAAUUGACCUAUGGGAUCUAUUUAGGGUCUAGAAAUUUCCCUGGAAAUCUCAUUGGUACCAAACAGCUAGCAACCAGGGUUUUGCUUUCCACAUACCAGAUUCCCAUGUUAAAAUUAAAAUCUCAUCAAGUUGGGUGCGCCUGAAGAGCUGGAGUACCGGAAGUGAUGUUGGAAGGGCCCUGUAUUUGUGAACAUCACCUUUCCUAGCUUUGUUGCCUGGAAAGUCAGUUUUAAGUUUGUGGGGAAUAUGAAAGGCAAUUUGUGAUACAGAAACUGGCAGUAGGUUGCUAUUCAGUGGGAGGGCACACCCAUUCCCCCUUAAUAUGGACAAAGGCUUGCCUGCUGCUAAAAUAACUCUGGCUUGGUAAACAUGAGGCCAAAUUUAUCUCAAGCUGGCUUCCUUCCUAUGCUCAGAAUGUAAAAUUGCAGAGGUUCUUGGUUCUCAUACUUUU
Python bivittatus (Burmese python) is the source of this 9402-nucleotide messenger RNA. NCBI's taxonomy places the organism in Eukaryota, Metazoa, Chordata, Lepidosauria, Squamata, Pythonidae. The record is from RefSeq and is a predicted model, not a curated record.